This is a messenger RNA of Oncorhynchus keta (chum salmon), 5677 nucleotides long. RefSeq names its product run domain Beclin-1-interacting and cysteine-rich domain-containing protein-like. Bases 690 to 5189 code for a protein of 1499 amino acids. Lineage: Eukaryota; Metazoa; Chordata; Actinopteri; Salmoniformes; Salmonidae. The record is from RefSeq and is a predicted model, not a curated record. Gene Ontology annotation, biological process: negative regulation of autophagosome maturation; negative regulation of endocytosis. Gene Ontology annotation, cellular component: early endosome; late endosome. The transcript has 21 exons. Gene Ontology annotation, molecular function: phosphatidylinositol phosphate binding.
AGGAAGAGCCGAGCGGCAGUUAGCUUGCUGCUAGUAAGUAGGUUUCUGACAUAAUAGCAGCAGCUCUAAAUAGUGAGACAACCAGAGGACGAGGAAGAUAAACUUUAUUAAAUUCAGGAAUAUCUGUCUAUCGGAGGAUAUAGAUUCAAUGUAAAGAUUUGGAAGAACAUUAGGACUUGUUUACAUGAUGUCGUACAGGCUUGUUUAUAGGUAAGGAUCGAACUAACGACACCGAUAGCUAUUAUUUGGUUAGCUUUGAGCUACAUUAGCUAGCCAGCUAAAAGGGAGAGUGGUGAACGGAGCCCGCCUCAGACUAAAGUGUUGGUAGCAGCUGGUGAGCGGUAACUGCAACAGGGGGCUGCUUACAACUCCGGGGCCGGGACAAUAACGCACGCAGGAGGCCAGGUUCGGGAAGAACUGGAGGAGAGGAGGUGGUGAUAUCGGGAUACUUGUCACACAGCGACAAGCUAACGUUACCCUGUCCGAUUUCGGACGUUGGGCUAUUUUUUUUUUUUUUUAAACAGACAAUCUGCAACAGGAGAGGGGGACAAGGAAUAUGUCACAUACCUGCUUGCUAUAAUCUGUACAUUCUUUAGCUAGCUCGUUAAAAGGUAUCAUUUAUUGAGCUCAGACGAAACGCUUAUCAAGGAAAUAGACAGUCACUUGAGUGACUAGCAAAGAUAUUCAACAUGUCAAAAAUGCCAGCAAAGAAGAAGAGUUGUUUUCAGAUCACGAGUGUGACACAGGCUCAGGUGGCGGCCAGUAGCAUCACGGAUGACACCGAGAGUCUGGACGAUCCGGACGAAUCCAGGACCGAGGAUGUGUCAUCCAAAAUAUUCGACGUGUCCCUGGCCGAUCCGGGAGUAUGUGAACGAAGUUCAUCCGAGGAGACUUUAAACAAUGCAGGGGAGGCGGAGGCAGCUGUCAUGGCCUUACAUUUACUUCAAGAGGGGCAGCCAGUAGCUGCAACAGGUCCUUUUAAUGGGAGCCAUGCUCUUAGAAGUACAGGCCUGAGCCAUAUCAACCCACAAUUUUUAGGGGGUAGUGUUCCUGUACCAGCUGCGAGUCAGCCCUCCAUUCCAACCUCGGCCGCCCAGCAGCCGACAACAGUCAACGCUGGCCCUGCUGCGAAUGUUUCCCCAAGUGUAUCUCAAACGCCCACAGCGGCGCCUAGCUCUACAACGACGACAAGCUGUAGUUCACGUUUCAGGGUCAUUAAACUUGACCACAGUACAGGAGAGCCCUUCAGACGGGGCAGAUGGACAUGUAUUGAGUUCUAUGAGAGAGAUUCUGAGGGCUCUAGCAUGAGCAGGACUGUGGAUAGCAUAAAACACGCUGUCACCAUUGACCACAAUGCAGACAGUGGGCUAGGGACCACAGGAAGCAAUGUGGUUGCUCCUAGUACUCUCUCCACACAGGCUCAGGAGUCCACAGGUGAUAGUGGCUACUACACUUUCCACCAUGGCCACCCUCCGGAGCUUCAGCAGCAAGGCUACAGCCAAGAGCCCCAUUCAGGGAGUGGGGCGAAUGCCUUACAGCCCACAGGGUACUCAGCGACGGUAUCGCAGACACAGGUCAACGUGCAGCCCGCUGUCCCCCAAAUGCUUCACCCUAUUGGCCUCAAUGGUGUACCCCAAGGUGGCAUGCUGCAAAAAUCCCCCCUUGUGCCUCUUGCCACGCAGGCCCAGCAGUUUGCCUACUCCACUCAUCCCUCUGGAAUGCACCCCAGUCAGCUGGACUACCGACAGCAGCACUUAGCCCCUCUACAGCCUCAGGGCUCCAACCCUCAAACCCACCCCAUGGCCUCCCUCUCUGUGGGGCCUCUGUCGAUUCAGGGCCCCUCGUCUGUCAACACCCCUCAGGCUGGGGACCUGUCUGUGUCUUUGCACGGCGGUCCAUUAGCCUCGACCCAUGGCCUAUUGCUGCAGGUAGCCAGCGGGGCCGUUAUGUCUCCUGCCCAACAGCAGCCGGUGAGUCAUCCUCAGCCUUCAGGAGGAGUGGGCAGGGCCUCCGUUGUCCAGAAUGUGCCUGCCACAGUGCCCAGUGCCACCAACACCCCCCCAGGCAUGCCAAGCCAGGCCCCUGACCCAGGAGGACUCCCCCUGGCCCAGGUAGCUCGCGGUGAGGCCACAGCUGGAGCAGCCGGGCAGGGCUUUCCCACGGCCAGCCAGGGGGACGAGAGCCGCAGGAGGUCGGACACCCUUCCUCAGCCCAAUGCAACCCCUGGAAAAGAUGUCAUGAGGCCUUUCAUCCCUGAGAGUUUGCAGCUGGCCACUCCCACCGUCAACAGCCUGUUCGGGAUAGCCAUUCCCAUGGAUGGAGAUGAGGAUGGGAGGGAACACUGGAAGCUGCUGUCUAGUCUGAAGACCACGGUGGAGGGCCUGGUGUCCAGCAGCAACCCCAACGUGUGGUCUCGCUACGGGGGUCUGCAGCGGUUGCACAAGAACAUGAACCACAUCCUCAGCCACGGCCUCAAGCACGAGCAGGUGUACUACAAGCAGAAAGACUACUGGCCCUUUGUGUGGCGUGUCCGCUCCGUCAGCCCUCACCUGGCCUCUCAUGUAGAACAGUUUAGUAAGCUGGAGCCUGUGCUGAGCAGUGGGCUGAAGAGUGUUGGGGAGGGUUACAAGGCCGAGCGCUGGCUGCUGCACAGCCUACAGGUCCACCUGCUGUCAGCCCAGCUCCGACCCCUGCUCAAACACCAGGGACACACGAGCAAGUACUACAAUGUGGAGGCCUUUCUACUGAGUGAGCCCCAUGUGGCGGCCAUGUUCCAGUGUCUGGAGGCCGUGGAGCAAAACAACCCCCGUCUUCUGGCCCUUGUCAACACAGUUAAGCUGUCCACUCUAAUGUGCUCUCCGUACAUGGAGGGCCUGUUGAAGAGUCAGAGUCUGGGUGUUCUGCCGGGGGGCGGCUGGAGGUCCGGGGAAGGUCAGGGUCCUCCCAGAGGGGAGCUCAACCACAGGCUCACCACCUCCCAGUGCUCCCUCCCCCACCGAGACGGAGGACUCACGCCCAACAGUAAUAACACAGGGGCCAUCUCAGAGAGCAACUCAGACUCCACUCCAGCCGCUAGGGCCUCGGGAGCCCCCUGGGGGUGUGUGGGGGGGUCCGAGGGAGAUGGCGAAAGGGGCAUGAGCCCCCCUCCCGGUCCCUCAGUGCUGGUCCCCUCCAUCGCCCUGACAGAGCCCGCCUCCUCAUGCCCUGCCCACUCCGACGCCCUAGACUCUGGCGAGGGCGACUACGACGACGGCCCCGAGUAUCUGGCUAUCGGUAACCUGGGGCAUCGUAGUAAUCGCCGCGACUCCCAAAGCUCCACCCCCGGUGGCGAUCCUUGCGGCGGCGAAUCGGAUGGUGAGAUUCAGAUCCAGUCCCCUGGAAGGAGCUCCUUGGCUUCGGUCCCACCUCCCACACCUCGAAGGUCAUCCUUUUCAGAGGGUCAGAGAGAGCCGGGUCGGGGGGGCAGCAGAGGGCACGUCCGCUCAAUGUCCGACACAGGGAUCAACAGCAAACAUAGACAUGGAGGGGGCCACAUGAAAAUCAGCGUUAUAAUAGAGGAUCCUGUAGCAGAAUCAUUGGUUGCGGAGGACUGUCGUUUGGAGGACUACAGCCCUUUUUCCCUUGGCAGCAGUGAUGGCAGUACACCCAGUUCCCUCUAUAUGGAGUCUAACGGCUCCCAGUACAGCAGUGUUCCAGACUGCAUGUUCCGGAAGCCGUUGGAGGGACAGAGCCUCAUCAGCUACCUGUCAGAGCAGGAUUUCGGCAGCUGUGCUGACCUGGAGAAGGAGAACGCCCACUUCAGCAUCUCGGAAUCUCUGAUCGCCGCCAUCGAGCUGAUGAAGUGCAACCUGCGGCGGCUGGUGGAGGAUGAGGAGGAGGGUGACGACAGUGACUCAGAGAUCCGGCAGCUCAAACAGAAGAUCCGGCUGCGUAGACGCCAGAUCCAGCGGACCCGCCUGCCUCCCUCACAGCGCUUGUUCCAUUCAACAGACAGUGGAUGCUCCCGCAGGAGCUCCCAGGAUUCCUUUCACCUGUCCAACUCUGGCUCGGCCGAGGAGGUGGAGGUGGAGGAGUGCGAGCUGAAAGAUGCAGACAUAAAGCGCGGUGUGACAUCCAGUGGCCGCUCUUUCCUCAGAUCAGAGUCUAUUUCUCCGUCGUUCCUCCAGUCUAACUCUGCUGAGUCGGUGGCCAUGGGCCUGCUCAGGCAGUUUGAGGGCAUGCAGCUCCCUGCAGCCUCUGAGCUCGACUGGCUGGUCCCAGAACAAGACGCACCACAAAAGCUCCUGCCCAUCCCUGACUCCCUGCCCAUCUCUCCUGAUGACGGGGAGCAUGCUGAUAUCUACAAGCUGAGGAUCCGAGUGAGAGGGAACCUGGAGUGGGCCCCGCCGCGACCCCAGAUCAUCUUCAACAUUCACCCUGCGCCCAAGAGGAAGAUUGUUGUGGCCAAGCAGAACUACCGGUGUGCAGGCUGCGGGACUCGCAUAGACCCAGACUACAUCAAGCGAAUGCGCUAUUGUGAGUACCUGGGCCGCUACUUCUGCCAGUGUUGCCAUGAGAACGCCCAGGCGGUGGUGCCGGGCCGUGUGCUGAGGAAGUGGGACUUCAGCAAGUACUAUGUCAGCAACUUUGCCCGGGACCUGCUGGGCAAGAUAUCAGGAGACCCCCUGUUCAACCCCAACGACAUCAACAGUGGCCUCUACAAGAAAACCAAAGCCCUGGAGACUGUCCGGGUUUUGAGGGUCCAACUAUUCCACAUGAAAAACCUCUUCAAGACCUGCCGCCUAGCUAGAGACGUGCUGGACCAGUUCGACAGCCUCCCUGGUCACCUGACUGAGGACCUGCACCUGUUCUCACUCAGCGACCUCAACGCUGUGCGCAACGGAGAGCUGGCCCCCCGGCUACGAGAGCUUCUGAAAUUGGGUUCCGCGCACGUGGCUGGCUGUGUGCUGUGUCAGGCCAAGGGCUUUGUGUGUGAGUUCUGCGGCAACGACAAAGACAUCAUCUUCCCCUUCCAGUUGAACAAGUGCACGUGCUGCGAAGAGUGCAAGGCGUGUUUCCACAGCAAAUGUUUUCAGGCAGGCAAGGAGUGUCCGCGGUGCCAGCGCUUGGCAGAGCGGCGGGAGAGGAUGGCACGCAAGAACAUGGAGGAGCAGGAGGAUGAGGAGGAGGACGAGGGAGGCGGGAGAUAGGAAGACGAACUGAGGAAACGAGGGUGGCGGGGAGCUAUGACGACGAACUGAGGAAACGAGGGUGGCGGGGAGCUAUGACGACGAAAUGAGGGAACGAGGGUGGCGGGGAGCUAUGACGACGAAAUGAGGGAACGAGGGAGCUAGAAAAGAAAGAUGGAAAAACCAAGAGCACAACAUGACAAUGAUUGUAGGGACCUUAUUCCUUCAACUCCUCCCUCCAUUCAUUCCUCUUUCCCCUGAAAGUCCAGCUUCUGGAUAGUGGAUGAGCUCUGAUAGUUUUGGAUUCUUGCUUUUGUUUUUUGAAUGUCUUGCCAAUAUACUAAAUAACAUAUUAUAUUAACAUAUUGGCUGCUUUUAUGGUUUUCUGCUCUGAUUGCAGAUAUCCAUCGUAUGAUGUAGUCCUGCCAUGUAUGUAAACAAGUUGAUCAAUUUAAAUAGAACAAGGAAGGUAGAAAUACUGAAAUCGACCACAGUAAAUAAAAAAAGAA